Molecule: messenger RNA, 189 nt
Organism: Morchella sextelata
Lineage: Eukaryota; Fungi; Ascomycota; Pezizomycetes; Pezizales; Morchellaceae
Exons: 1
Coding region: 1-189 (62 amino acids)
Source: RefSeq, a predicted model, not a curated record
AUGGCGUCGCUGUGUCUAGAACAUCGCUUCCUCUCUACCGCGGUUUCCCUCAUACCUCUUACAUCGUACGCUGCUCUCGUCCUCGUCUACGACCCCGUUUCCAGCAGUCGGCCAUGGAACCUCAUGGCAGGUUCCCUCUCACAUGUCCACGCGUUGGAAUGGUCUAGUCUCCCAAUCGCAUCCCCAUGA